Lentinula edodes (shiitake mushroom) is the source of this 1317-nucleotide messenger RNA. Its product is annotated as cytochrome P450. The transcript has 11 exons. NCBI's taxonomy places the organism in Eukaryota, Fungi, Basidiomycota, Agaricomycetes, Agaricales, Omphalotaceae. Gene Ontology annotation, molecular function: oxidoreductase activity, acting on paired donors, with incorporation or reduction of molecular oxygen; heme binding; iron ion binding. The annotation marks the transcript as partial. The record is from RefSeq and is a predicted model, not a curated record.
UUCAUACCUCCCAUUCGUGGUAUCAUACUCGGUAUUGACUAUUCCUGGACCAAAAAAUAUACAGGUACAUAUACUUUUGGGGUUUCUUUGUUCAGCAACCACUCUGCAAUGUGGAUUGCAGAUGUAGAAACUAUUAAGGAGGUUUGUAGCUCAAGGCAGCGGUUUCCGAAGGCAGUCCAAUAUUAUGAUGUUUUACUUGCUUUUGGUCCAAACAUCAUAUCUGCCACAGACAGUGACUGGAAAAGAUUCCGAAGAAUUUCAGCCACAGCAUUCUCAGAGAAAAACAACGAGCUCGUUUGGAAAUGUACCAACGACAUUCUUCAGAAAACCGUAAUCGAGCUGUGGAAGGACCAAUCAGCAACACACGUCUUGAUUCAAAAUCUCACUCAUAAGGUACGCCUCAGCAUUGCAUUUGGCAUUGAUAUUGCUGAAAUAUCCAACAAAUCUCAUUCGAUAAACUUCCAGGACACCCUCCAUAUCGUGGCUAACAAUAUGUGGGUCAAGAUAGGGUUCCCUAGGUGGGUUUUGGAGAACCAUCCCCGGUACUGUGCAAUUAACAAAGCAUUCAAUGACAUGAAUAUCUAUAUGACAGACAUGAUAUCAAAGAAGCAAUAUAACAAGACAGAACUUAGCAAUGAUCUCUUUGCAUUGCUUUUAGCAUGCAACCAAGAUUCUGAAAUAGACGCCCAAAAUUUACUUACAGAUGCAGAACUACGAGGAAAUAUGUUCAUCUUCCUCUUGGCUGGGCAUGAGGGCAGUGCGCACACAUUGAGCUUCCUGUUCACCCUACUGUCUUUGCAUCAAGAUAUACAAGAGGAGCUUUUUCAAGAAAUCGAGACCGUUGUUGGCUCUAGGGAAUUUUCAUACCACCACAUAUCUGAAGUGCCACUUGCCAUGGCAAUUCUAUAUGAGACACUACGGCUCUAUCCACCUGUAAAUGUUAUUCCAAAGUGCAGUAUGGCGGAUACAGUUGUCACAGUAACCAGUAGUAAUGGAUCUCGCCACCCUGUUCCCGUACCCAAAGGCACAGAUGUAUACAUUGAUAUAGUUGGGCUACACUAUAACUCCCACUAUUGGGUCCAACCAGAUACCUUUGCUCCGAAACGGUUUCUUGGAGACUGGUCUCGGGAUGCCUUUCUUCCAUAUGGCUUAGGUAUGGUCCGUGCCUGUUUGGGCAGAAGGUUCUUCGAAAUCGAAGCACUGACCACAAUGAUAUUAAUCAUCAAGAACUAUCGAGUGGUUGGGAGCGAGAAGCAUAGGCCCUCUUCUUUGAAUAUUACAGGGAUACAUGCUAAAAAUAUACUAACCCUAGCGUGA